Molecule: messenger RNA, 1425 nt
Organism: Blepharisma stoltei
Lineage: Eukaryota; Ciliophora; Heterotrichea; Heterotrichida; Blepharismidae
Source: the annotation of a GenBank genome assembly
AUGAAUCCAGCCAUUCUUUCCAAGAUCUACAAGGACGCAUAUGCGCCUAUUUUUGGGAUUAUGCUCUUCACAGCUCUAGACCUAAAUCUUCCCACCCUUCUUUUAGAACCCAAAACCCUUUCUGAUCUCUCAGAGCUCACAUUUGCCAACCAAGCCAAACUUGACCACAUGCUCAAAAUUCUCUCAGUCCAUGGGUAUUUUUCUUAUAAUGAGCAAACCCAACAAUGGUCUAACAGUCCGUCAUCCGCUGCUCUAACAGACGACUCCUUAAGUAAAUCCAUGAAACUUCUCUUAUGGCCUUACAAGUAUGAAUACCUAUCCAGCUACCCAGAAUCCAUAAAGCACCAAAUAUCCUGCCAUGAUGUACAUUUUGGCUUUGAUUAUUUUAGUGGAAUUAUGAAUAAUAGAGAAAUUCUUCCAAUUUAUAGAGAUGGUGUCAAUGCAAUGGAAAAUCUUUUUAUUUCAAGAUUAAGGGAUAUUGGACUAGGGGAGUGCCAAAAAGUGCUGGAACUUGCAGGUGGGGAAGGAAAUUUGAUGGUAUAUCUGGCAGAGCAGUAUCCUCAUAUCACUGGGGCUGUUUUGGAGAGAUAUGAAGUCAUUGACAUGAUCCAAAAAAACAUUUAUGAGCAUAAUUUGCAAGAGAGAAUUAUGGCGAUUAAUGGAGACAUGCUUGGGGAUUUUUUUAUAUUAAAUAAAUAUGCCCAAAAAGCUAGGCAGCAGCUUUAUAUUUUUAGAAAAAAUUACUAUUUUAGCCAUAGUAGAGUAGGCGUGUUUUCUUAAUAAAUUAUACCUACAGACUAUGAUUGCAUAAUUAUUAAACAUUCUUUAUGUGAAUGGGACAAUAAUUGUGUCAAAAAUAUAAUUUCAAAUGCAAGAAAAGCGUUACAAGCUGGAGGCAAGUUUAAAUGGAUGGAUAAGUUUGCAGUGGAAAACUCAAAAAAAUAUUUACAUACAACAAUUCAUGAAAUGGAAGACAUUAGAACAAUUAGGACUUUAGAAGAAAGCCAAAAUUUACUCACAGAAUGUGGGUUUAGGGUUGAAAAGAUUGAAAAUUCUCUAACUCCCUCUCUCAAUGAGCAAACAAAAUCUUGGAAAUCUCUAGUUUUUGGGUAAACCCACCUCUGUGAGCGAACAAAAAAAUAUUUCUAAUAUAGAAAUUUUUAUAAAAUUUUUUUUAUAUAUAAAUGAUAGUUAUUAAAAUGAAAAUUCUAGAUAAUUCUUUUAACUCCAAGCAGAUUUAAAAAUAUAAAUUUUAAAUUAAUUUUCUCCUUUCCAAUUAUUUCGAAUUUGAUAUUUUUACCCCUCUUAUGAGAGAACAAAUAUAUUUUUUUGCUCAAAGAGAGAGGAUUAAGAGAUGAAUUUAUCAAUAUCGAUAUGGAAGUUAAUCCGGCUUCCGAAUAUAUCAUUCAUUCAGUCGCUAUUUAA